ACACACAGUGUAGUUCUAGAAACCAUUUUGGAUCAAACUGUGACUUCGAGUGUCAUUGUCUGAAUGGUGAACAGUGUAACAGUAGCACAGGAAACUGUCCCUCAGGUUGUGAGUUUGACUGGGUAGGGCCCGGAUGUCAAAGAAGCAAUAUAGUACCUGCAGGACAGACGAAUGAACGUGAAAUUGUGACACGCCAUCAAAGUAACAUACCUCAGAGAAGAAUUGCUUCGCUGGCCGUCGAUAGAGAUUUAUCGACAUGUAGUCAAACAAACUAUGCAAAUAUGUCAAAGGACAUCCCAUGGUGGAGACUCUGGCUUAAAGAUAAAUACAAAAUCAGGAAUAUUUCUAUUGUAACCACCAAAGUGUCCUUAGAUUAUUUCAAGAACUUUAAAGUGACAGUGGGAAACAGUACAUUUCAAAACAGGUAUAACGGUGUCUAUUCUGGCAGAAAAAUAUGUUACAGACAUGAUGACACUGCACCGAGAACAACGACUAUUUCUGUAACUUGUAACAGAGCAAUUUAUGGGAAUCAGAUCAAAAUACGACUUGCAACAAAUGGUACACAACUUGUGUUGUGUGACGUCAGAAUAUAUGGAGAAUGUGACGAUGGAACAUUUGGUGUCAGUUGUACAGAUAGAUGUAGUACUCAUUGUCAAGAUGUAUGUGAUAAGAAUAAUGGGGCGUGUACUUCAUGUAAAUCCGGAUGGACGGGAAACCGCUGCAACCAAGCAUGCAAGUCUGGUUACCACGGUAUGGAAUGUAAGAAGAAAUGUAGUGCAUUUUGUCUCCGAAAGGGGCCAAGUUACUGUAGUCAUAUUAAUGGCAGAUGUUUUCAUGGAUGUCAGGCUGGUUGGCAGGGAGCACACUGCAAUAGAACAUGUGUUAAUGGCAGGUAUGGUAGAAACUGUGUAUUAACUUGUAGCGGUAACUGCAGAAAUAACUCCAUCUGCAGUAACGUUGAUGGUGGCUGCGAGCAAGGUUGUAAGACAGGCUACACAGGAAAUAGGUGCAACAAAAGCUGCGGAACUGGAUAUUAUGGUGAUAAAUGUGCGCAACGUUGCAGUGAUAAUUGUUUCAAAAACACCUGUAAUAGUGGAAAUGGCAACUGCUUCCAUGGAUGUAAACCCGGAUGGGUAGGAUUACAAUGUGAUCAAGAGUUAUUGAAAGAACCACCGCCCCCGGAACUACAACAACCAUUAUUACCACCACAACUGUUACAGCCGGAUUAUGUUAAGUAUCCUGAAGAUCAUAUGGGUUUGGAUGAUGAAGAUGAAGAAUUGAAGCCAGGGUCAGAAUUGGAGGCAAUG
Messenger RNA from Mercenaria mercenaria, 1307 nucleotides. Its product is annotated as scavenger receptor class F member 2-like. Lineage: Eukaryota; Metazoa; Mollusca; Bivalvia; Venerida; Veneridae. Gene Ontology annotation, molecular function: scavenger receptor activity. The annotation marks the transcript as partial. The record is from RefSeq and is a predicted model, not a curated record. The transcript is spliced from 8 exons.